Messenger RNA from Galdieria sulphuraria, 981 nucleotides. RefSeq names its product prohibitin. The transcript is spliced from 2 exons. The record is from RefSeq and is a predicted model, not a curated record. Bases 52 to 873 code for a protein of 273 amino acids. Gene Ontology annotation, biological process: mitochondrion organization. Gene Ontology annotation, cellular component: membrane; mitochondrion. NCBI's taxonomy places the organism in Eukaryota, Rhodophyta, Bangiophyceae, Galdieriales, Galdieriaceae.
UAGUCGAGGCUCGGAUUUGUAGGGAAAGCGUGUGUUUUGCUGAUUCAUACGAUGUCCGUCAAUAUUCUGAAUAAAGUAGCCAAGUAUGCCGUUGCGUUGGGAAUCGCUGGUGCCGCUUUGCAAUCGUCAGUUUUUGUUGUUCCCGGCGGUCACCGUGCUGUUGUGUUUAAUCGUUUUACAGGAGUUGAAGAACACGUUCGUGGUGAAGGGAUGCACUUGAAAGUGCCUUGGGUUCAAAGGCCUGUUUUAUUUGAUAUUCGAACAAGACCAAGAUCAAUCAAUUCGGUAACGGGAACCAAGGACUUGCAAAUGGUAAAUCUUGUGCUCCGUGUACUUUCAAAGCCUAACAGGGAUUUGUUGCCACGAAUCUAUUCCAGAUUGGGACAGGAUUGGGAUGAAAGAGUACUUCCCUCCAUUGGAAACGAAGUACUCAAGGCGGUCGUCGCACAAUACAACGCAGAACAACUGCUUACCCAAAGAGAAAUGGUAUCUCGCCAAAUACGAGAAACUCUGACAGAAAGAGCUCGACAAUUUGAUAUUGAACUGGACGAUGUAUCCAUGACACAUUUAACUUUUGGAAAGGAAUUUGCUACCGCUAUUGAACAGAAACAAGUUGCACAGCAAGAUGCAGAACGUUCCAAAUACGUUGUUAUGGUUGCAGAACAGGAGAAACAAGCUGCAGUUACUAGGGCAGAAGGAGAGUCAGAGGCUGCAGCGUUAAUCUCGACAGCACUUGCAACUGCUGGAGAUGGUCUAGUACAACUUAGAAGAAUCGAAGCUGCGAAGGAAAUUGCGCAGACUCUGUCGCAUGCUAAGAAUGUUGCUUACUUGCCGAAAGGCGGCAAUAUCUUGCUUAAUGUUCCCAACAACUAAUGCAGUUUUAGAAAAACUUCUUUUAGAGCUAGUUGGAUAGAUUGGUUGCCCUAUUAGCUUUUAGCCAGUUAUUUUGGAUAAAAGGCAUUUAUCAUUUCGUUUGCUGUC